AUGUAUGCAAGUAUCUAUCUAUCUACCUCUCUCUCUCUCUCUCUCUCUCUCUCUCUUUAUUCCUUUACCUUUUUUUUCUUCUUUCUUUCCUUUUUCCUCUCUUUCUUUCUAAUCGUAUCUUUUUUUUUGCAACUCCUUCUUUCCCAUUUCUCCUAUUUUCUCUUUGUAGAUAAUAUUUUUUUCAAUUAUAUCUCUUUCUCUGAUUAUCUUUCACGCUGUUUAUUCUUCUUUUCCAUUUCUCUCCGCAUAACUAUUUCCAGUCAUACUUUUUUCUUCAAGAGUAUCAAAUUUUCUACUCUAACCCGUUUUUUCUCCGAUUUUUCUCGCUUCUAUCGCCCUCUUAAAUGUUUCCUCCUCUCCCAUUUCUUCAAUACUUUUAUUCUUAUUUCUUUUCCCUGCUCUCUCCUUCAUAUUUCCCCUCUCAUCACUGGUCGGUGCCUGUCUAUUUUCUAUGCACCUUUCUUUAUUUGCAUCCCGUCUCAAUUCGCAACUUUCCCACUGUCAAAAUAUUACGAAGCUAUCCCAGUAUCUAUCUAUCUAUCUAUCUAUCUAUCUAUCUAUAUGCAUAUAUAUUUGUCUCUCUCUGUAUGUUUAGAAAUUAACUCUGUCUGUGCAUAUCUAUCAAAUUCGACCAAGGUUCCGUGUCCAAACCGACACCCGAAUCUUAUGUCUUCGCUUUAUCGCCCCACCCCAAUCAGCACAGAAAUUCUUCCACCAAAUUUUCCUUUCUUCCACCUCUAA
Molecule: messenger RNA, 741 nt
Organism: Acanthosepion pharaonis
Lineage: Eukaryota; Metazoa; Mollusca; Cephalopoda; Sepiida; Sepiidae
Source: the annotation of a GenBank genome assembly